Molecule: messenger RNA, 2115 nt
Organism: Mya arenaria
Lineage: Eukaryota; Metazoa; Mollusca; Bivalvia; Myida; Myidae
Exons: 3
Coding region: 79-1800 (573 amino acids)
Biological process (GO): positive regulation of DNA-templated transcription
Cellular component (GO): chromatin; nucleoplasm
Molecular function (GO): zinc ion binding; ubiquitin-protein transferase activity
Source: RefSeq, a predicted model, not a curated record
CCAUUUUGUAACCCAUACCAGGUAGAAAAAUUAAAUAACUUCCGGGUUAGCAAGUUUUGUCGAGCAAUUAAAAUCAAGAUGGAAGUAUCCGGAAAGAGACGUGACCCUGACAUUGACAAGGGCUCCGAUGACACAACUGUCUACUGUCAGCCGUGUGAAGAGGAAGGCAAAUGCGUUGUAGCCCAGAACUUCUGUCAGACCUGCGAGGAGUACAUGUGUGAUCCAUGCAGCAAGGCCCAUAAGAGAUUUAAGGUGACCAGGAACCACAUCAUGUUGUCUAAAGAUAAGAUGCCGUCUUUCUACCCGUCCACCAAGCAGUCUGACAUCGGUGUAACUGAAUAUUGUAGAACACAUCCGAAGGAGGUGAUCAAGUUUUAUUGUCCGACCCACAGCGACCUUGGUUGUGGUGACUGUAUAGUCAUUGGCCAUCGCACGUGCAAAGUCGACUACAUUGCUGAUGUGUCUAAAGAUUUCACCAAUGGAAGUGAAUUCAGGGAGUUUGAACCAUCUAUUAAACGAGCAGAAGAUCUGCUAUCUGGGUGCAUAAGUAAAGUUAAGGAGCUUUUUGACGAGGUCGAACACCAGUCUAAGGAUGAGAUCGACAGGCUGAGAAGGUUCCGGACAGAAAUCAAUACCUACCUGGACCGACGCGAGAAGGAGUUGCUCGGCAACAUCCAGAAAAUGAAGACCGAGGAUGAAAGCGUGCUGACUGAACUCAAGACUGAUUGUGAGUUGGCAAAAAGCGGACUUGUGGCCACUAGGACAGAACUGACUUCCGGGGACGUCUCGGAUAAUCAGCGAUACGUGACGGCAAGGAGGGUCCAGAAGGAGCUACGAGAGAUUCAUGACAAGAUGGAGAAGAUGGCUGGUAGGAUGAAGGCCCGGAAGUAUCGAUUUGUUAAAGACCCGAACACGGAGGGGCUGCUGGGAUCGAAAAUGGGCCUUGGAUCACUGGACGUGGCGGAAGAGUUUGUUCCAGUUCCUGACCUCUCCACUGUGACAUGGAAGAAGGAGGCGGAUAUCAACGUUAGAAUGACUCAGGACAAGGAAACCUGCUGGAUCACGAGCUCAGCCCUGAUCUCGCCUGGUCUCUUCCUUAUCGCUGACUUCUGGAAUGACUGUGUCAAACUGGUAGACGUUAGCAACCGCACCGUCACGGCCCGCCUACAACUGCCAGGCAGGCCCUGGGACGUGUGUGUGCUCGCUGAUGACCAGGCCGCCGUCACUUUCACAAAUAAUUCCAUGAUUCAGCUGUUGUCAAAAAAAGGAGGACAGUUGUCGCGUGGAAAGGAAAUAAAGGUAUCACUUGAGUGUCGUGGUAUUACGUCUUAUGACAACAGAUUGUACGUUUUGUACGCAUUCAACCCGCGUAUUGAAGUGAUGACAUUGGAUGGUCACAUCAUAAGUACAUUCCAAACAGAUGAUGGAAGACAACUUUUCCAAGCACCAUAUUACCUGACUGUGUCAGCUUCUACCCAACCGACCCUAUACGUGUCUGACUACUCUGGCGACACCGUCCUCCAGCUGAACCUGGAUGGGAAGGUCCUGCGGGAGUACCGAGACAAGCAGCUCAACAUUCUCAGGUCCAUGGUGGAGGUAGGGCCUAGUCAGAUGCUCGUGUGUGGUCAGAACAGCAACAACGUGAUGUUGCUGACGGAGAGGGAUGGCAAGAUGGUGAAAAUACUGGGAGAGAAGGACGGAGUGACCAAUCCCUUCUCCGUGUCCUUCUGUCCUCACACACGUGUCAUAGUUGUCGGGAUGUACGAUAAUGACUCACUGAAGGUCUUUAAUGCAAAUUGACAGCUUUUCUGCAUCACUCGUGAUUUGGAUUUUCUCUGACAUGAAUUACCAUGUACUCAAUAAUGUUUGAGCAAGUGAAAAGUAGAUGCAAUCAUAUUUAUUUUUAAACAAAGGCUUAUUUAUUCGUUGUAAACGAGUUUUAUCAAACUAAAAAAACACUGCUUUAUAAUUUUUUUUUGAUAUUAUACAGUGUUUUACUUUGUUUGUUUUUUUCAAACAGGCAACACAAUCAGUUCCGUGGACUUUUGAGUUCAUGGUUCAAAUUUAGUGGUUUAGUUUAUUGUUUAUUUUACAACGAUUAUGAAGUUACUGUCU